CCACAAACGAUGUUCGAGAAUUUUACGGUAAGGAUAAUUACAUAAUGAUCCUUUCGCUGCUCAUUCAUCUGAAGUAUCAAUCUCCUCUGUACAUAUAGAGAUAUCCUUGUAGUCAUGAUUUGAUCUCUUACUACGUUCAUUCUAUCAUUCCUCCACUCGCAUGUUUCCAGUAUGCCAUCAGAGAAAUACAGCCCACCAUGGGAGAACACAAGCAUUAUAGGCGUAGCGGGCAGUUCAGGUUCUGGGAAAACAUCUCUUGCAUUAGCAAUCAGAGAGGCAUUGAAUCUGCCAUGGGUCAUCAUCAUCUCCAUGGAUUCAUUUUACAAGCCUUUGACGAAAGAUCAAUCGGUACUAGCAUUCAAGAACGAAUAUGACUUUGACUCGCCGGAAGCCAUAGAUUUUGAUAUUUUGGUUGAGAAAUUGCAGGAUUUGAAGACUGGGAAGAAGGCUGAGAUGCCAAUUUACUCCUUCGCGAAACAUAAUCGCGAGCCUGAGACGAACACGAUAUAUUCUCCAUCUGUACUGAUUCUCGAAGGUAUAUUCGCCCUACACGACCAGCGGGUACUGGACAUGCUGGACAUGAAAGUUUUCGCAGAGGCUGACGCUGACCUCUGUCUUUCACGGCGUCUGGUCCGAGAUGUAAAGGAACGUGGACGAGAUAUCGAAGGCUGUAUCAAACAAUGGUUCAAAUGGGUCAAGCCCAACUUCUACAAAUACGUGCAACCGCAGCGAGAAAUUGCCGAUCUAAUCGUACCCCGAGGUAUCGAGAAUACGGUAGCAAUAGGCAUGAUGACCGACCGCAUCAACAAGAUACUGCUCCAGAAAUCUCGUGAGCACCAAGUCGAGCUGCGCAGGUUGGGUGUGGUGGCUCAGCUAACACCACUUUCGCCAAACGUCAUUGUUUUGCCAGAUACGAACCAGAUCCGUGCGAUCAAUACGCUAUUACUAGAUCCGAACACCGAUGCAGAAGACUAUAUUUUUUACUUCGACCGGCUUUCGUCAAUUCUCAUCGAGCGUGCCGUCUCUCUCCAGCCGUACGACCCCAUCACGAUUCUCACGCCCCAAGGAAACAAAUACUCCGGCCUGACAACGUCCGGUCACGGCUCAGUAUCAGCCGUCGCAAUUCUCCGGGGUGGCAGCAUUCUUGAGCCUGGUUUACGGCGGAUUUUACCCGAAUGUAAGACUGGGCGUCUUCUAAUCCAAACGAAUCCUCGGACUGGCGAGCCAGAACUGCAUUACCUACAACUUGCUCCUGACGUGGAGAAGCACUCACUGGUUAUGUUACUUGAUCCUCAAAUGAGCUCAGGCGGGGCAGCACUGAUGGCAGUGAGGGUGCUGGUAGAUCAUGGUGUGAGCGAGGAUCGGAUUGUGUUCGUAACAUAUAUGGCGGGAAGGACGGGUCUCCAGAGAAUGAUGAGCGUCUUUCCGAAUCUGAGGGUAGUCCUGUGCAGGGUUGUCGAUGAUAUGGAGGUGAGGUGGGUGGAAAAACGGUACCUGGGAUGCUGAGUCUUAAAUUUGGCCGUGCAAUGAUGACAUUAGGUCCUCUAGCUGAGGUUCACGUGCUUUGAGCCAAGUGUUUGCGGGCCGGGUGCUAUUUUAGAUGUCCAGACAGAUACGCACAGUUCCAGAUACUCACGUAAUGGAGGAUCAGACCGCAUCUCCAUGUGGCUGCAUGAACCGACGUGAGAGGGUAAGCUUAGCAUGGUAUAGAUUGAAAGGUCGGCCGGUCAGCAUGUAGAUGGGAAUUGAAUGUGCUCGAAGACUCAAAAGAGCCAGGAGAGGCCUCCAACUUAGUGUGCACGACUUCAUUACUAUUUCACUCGAGGUGAGCAGUAGAAUCGUCGCUAAUUUCUGUAUAUGUGUGCUCAUUCACGAU
Pseudovirgaria hyperparasitica is the source of this 1876-nucleotide messenger RNA. RefSeq names its product uridine-cytidine kinase-like protein-like 1. Lineage: Eukaryota; Fungi; Ascomycota; Dothideomycetes; Acrospermales; Acrospermaceae. The record is from RefSeq and is a predicted model, not a curated record. Bases 172 to 1506 code for a protein of 444 amino acids. Gene Ontology annotation, cellular component: cytoplasm. The transcript is spliced from 5 exons. Gene Ontology annotation, molecular function: ATP binding; kinase activity.